UUACGAUCCGAGUAAGCAGGUGGAGAGUCUCGGGUGAGGUGCAGGACGAGGACGACGAGUACCGCCAUAGAUUCACACCUCGAUUGCACCUAUUUCCCCCCUUCUUUUAUCUGCGUUAUUCGCUAUAAUACGCGAUUCUUCGGGUUGAUAAAUUGUGUGGAUAAAUUAUAUAUACAAGGCUGGGAAUGAGAGCGGUGACUUGUCUGUUACGUUCGAGAAAUCCCAAAUUUCGAGGGAUUUUCAAUGGCCUCUGUGCUGCCAUUCUGUUUCUCUUCUUCUUUGAUCGGGGAGAUAUACUCAGAAACCCUUUCCUAAAGGGCGUGUCUUUCGGUGCUACUCGUGAUAGAUUCGCCAAUGGGUUGAACCAGUUUACUGUAAUUCGUCGGCAUAUGAGUGAAUUUGACACGAAUGUGUCGAAUUCGAUCACUGGUUCUGGUAAUAUCAGCUUGAGUGGAGAUAUCACUGCAUUGUGCUCCGGGUUACAUCUUCACAAGGGUUAUGCUGAUCCAUGUGAGUUCUUGAAAGCAAACCCUGUCUGCUCUCCAGAUGGAUACAUUGAUUACCUCAAGUUUUUCUACUGUUCUUGCGGAGAUUUCAGAUUCUUGGGUUAUAUGAUGUUGGGUGUUUGGCUUGUUGCUCUGUUUUAUCUGUUGGGUAACACUGCCGCUGAUUACUUCUGUUGUUCUUUGGAGAAGCUCUCCAAGCUUUGGAGGUUGCCUCCGACUGUUUCUGGUGUUACCCUUCUUCCGCUUGGGAAUGGAGCACCCGAUGUCUUUGCAAGUAUAGCCGCCUUUGUUGGCUCGGACAAAGGCGAAGUCGGGCUUAACAGUGUAUUGGGUGGUGCGGUAUUCGUCACCUCUGUUGUUGUCGGGAUUGUAUCGCUUUGUGUGGCGGACAAGGAAGUCAAGAUCGAUAAGAAGUGCUUCGUUAGAGACUUGAGUUUCUUCCUUUUCACACUUAUGUCUUUACUGGUUAUUUUGAUGGUUGGUAAAGUGACGGUGUGGAUUGCCAUUGCCUUCGUCUCGAUAUAUGUGGUUUACGCUUUUUUCGUGGCAGCGAAUGUAAUUCUGAGAAAACAUGCUAGGAGGUUGAAACUGGAUGUUUUUACGCCUUUGCUUCCCAUCCAUGGAAGUGUGUUUUCUCCGAACGUUGAUGAGGAUAUUCCCAUGGAUACCCCCUUGCUAGAGAUUGACUCUGAGGAUGGUCCACCUCUUCUUCAUAGCUCUCUGCCUCAGUGGAUGUGGGCUUCAAACGUUGCUAUCUACUCGAACCAUUUCGCAAAAGUCAGUGUCCAAGAUGAAGAAAGACCUCCAUGGGGAUGGACUGACGAGGAUGCAGAGGCCGAGAGCUCACUAUUCUCUAAAUUCACUUCAUUGUUGGAGAUUCCACUGACGAUUCCAAGACGGUUGACAAUUCCGUUGAUUGAGGAAGACAACUGGUCAAAGACAUAUGCUGUUUCAAGUGUCUCGUUGGCUCCUAUCCUUCUGGCAUUUCUCUGGAGCAGCCGAGACAGUAUGAGUUCUCAAGCCCGUUUUCCAGCAUACUUCAUCGGCAUUGUUACUGGCGGUGUGUUUGGUUUUCUUGCAUACAAAAACACCGAACCUGAUCACCCACCUCGUAGAUUCUUGAUCCCUUGGGUUCUUGCCGGAUUCAUCAUGAGCAUAGUAUGGUUCUACAUGAUAGCUAACGAACUCGUUGCCCUCCUGGUGACAUUUGGCACGAUCUAUGGAAUCGACCCGUCUAUUCUCGGGCUGACAGUUCUUGCAUGGGGAAACUCGAUGGGCGAUCUCGUAUCGAAUAUAGCAUUGUCCAUGAACGGUAAUGAUGGUGUGCAGAUAGCUUUUUCAGGAUGCUAUGCAGGUCCAAUGUUCAACACGCUCAUUGGGCUCGGGAUCUCAAUGAUUCUCGGGACAUUAUCGAAGAAUCCCGACACAUACACGAUCCCGGAGGACAAAACCUUGUUCUUCACUCUUGGGUUCCUCGUUUUCGGGUUAACUUAUGCUCUUGUGAUGUUGCCACGCAACGAUAUGCGACCAAACAAGGCUCUAGGUAUCGGUCUCAUAACGAUGUAUCUGAUAUUCGUUUCUUUCCGGCUCAGCUCCGCCAUGGGAUUCAUAUCGUGGGCGGGUUAGGCACGAGCCCUAAUCGCCCGGGUCGACGUUAUAACGGGCUCGAUCGGAUUAAGGGAUUUCGGGUCUUAUAUAUAUCUCUGUUUAACUAGCUAUUCAGCUUCUGUACAUCACCAAUGGAACAUCUAUGUAGUAGGAGAAAAGAUGGUAAGUGUCAAAGAACAGAGGCCACGGAUUCUGAGAAGAUUUGUGUAUGUAAUAUUAUAUAAUUCAUUUUCGGCCAUGCAAAAUGAUAGGAUAGGAGUGGUCAUUUCGGGUUUCAGUUCAAUUUUUUAUUCGGUUUA
Messenger RNA from Tarenaya hassleriana, 2413 nucleotides. Its product is annotated as cation/calcium exchanger 4. The transcript is spliced from 2 exons. Gene Ontology annotation, cellular component: membrane. Gene Ontology annotation, biological process: monoatomic cation transport; transmembrane transport. Bases 186 to 2132 code for a protein of 648 amino acids. NCBI's taxonomy places the organism in Eukaryota, Viridiplantae, Streptophyta, Magnoliopsida, Brassicales, Cleomaceae. The record is from RefSeq and is a predicted model, not a curated record. Gene Ontology annotation, molecular function: monoatomic cation transmembrane transporter activity.